Molecule: messenger RNA, 597 nt
Organism: Ectocarpus sp. CCAP 1310/34
Lineage: Eukaryota; Phaeophyceae; Ectocarpales; Ectocarpaceae
Source: the annotation of a GenBank genome assembly
AUGGGACAGAUGCUUGCGGUGGUGGUCAACGAACAGCAAAACGAUUGGGACGUGCAUCUCCCGCCCGUAGAGUUCGCCUACAACAAUUCCGUGAACCAGUCCACUGGGUUUGCGCCAAAGGAGAUCCACAUCGGGCGCAUCCCGCGACUUCCGCUUUCGGUCUUCGAUCAUCCCACGGUCGGUGGUCAUUAAAGCUUUGCCGUCAACCAACUCGAGUAUUGCAACCUGGCUGUCGAUCGCUAGCGCCGGGCCUACGAUCUUGUCCGCGAGUACAACGCUCUGAAGACUUCGCGAGUCGAACGCCGCAAUUCAUCCCUGCUGGACGCCGUUCAGAAGCUCCCUCAGUUUACCGUUGGCGGGUGGGCUUGGGUGCACAACACGGCUGCUACGAUUCGGCAGGGUGUGCGGAAGGACACCGACCAACAGGUGCUCAAGGCCAAAUUCGCGCUUUCCUGGAGGGGGCCUUACAAAGUUCUUGCGGUGAGUCCCACUUCUUCUGCUGAAGCCACCCCGGACGGCAGCCCGUUGGCGCCUAAACUUCUCUACCUGGACCUGCCUUCCGAUCUUUCCGGCCCAGCAGCUCAAUGUCGCGUGUCU